UCGUCAUCGGCGCGCGACUCCGGGAGUUGUGUGAAAGUUGUGUGAAUGUUGUGAUUGUGCGUGCUUUGUGUGCGUGUAGUUAUGAGUGUCGUUCAUCGAGCAUUAAAGACACACUUCGGCUUCGAGAAGUUUCGCUCUCGGCAGCAGGAGGAGGCCGUGAACGCGCUGCUGCAGGGUGACAGGGAUGUGUUUGUGUGUAUGCCCACUGGAGCUGGCAAGUCUCUGUGUUAUCAGCUGCCGGCUCUUAUGGCCAGUGGAGUCACUCUGGUCAUUUCUCCUCUGAUCGCCCUCAUUCAGGAUCAAGUGGAGCACCUGAAAGCUCUGAAUGUUCCAGCGCGCUCCAUCAACUCCAAACUGCCCCUGGCCGAGCGCCGCCAGAUUCUGGCCGAUCUGGAGAGCGAAACUCCUCGGCUCAAGCUGCUCUACAUCACCCCAGAGAUGGUGGCGUCUCCAUCCUUCCAGCCCGUCCUGAGCUCGCUGUCUUCGCGGGGUCUGCUGGGGUACCUGGCUGUAGAUGAAGCUCACUGUGUCUCUCAAUGGGGUCAUGAUUUCAGACCCGACUACCUGAAGCUGGGAGACCUGCGCUCUCGUCUUCAGGGCAUCCGCUGUAUCGCCCUCACAGCCACGGCCCCCAAAAGAGUGAAGGAGGACAUCGAACGCUCGCUCAGACUGCGCUCUCCGCUAGUCUUUUCCACACCGGUGUUCCGGAAAAACUUGAAGUAUGAUGUGAUAUUCCGUGAUUUGUUGCCUGAACCCUACGUACACCUGCUGGCGUUUGCUAAAGAGGCUCUGGGUGGAAAUACUGCUGAAAAGGGAUGUGGGAUUGUUUACUGUCGAACGCGAGAGAGUUGCGAGGAAGUGGCUCAUAAGUUGACCAAAUUAGGAAUCGCAGCCAAGCCCUACCAUGCAGGGCUGAAGUCGGGCGAUCGUUCGGAGAAUCAGGCAGAUUGGAUGGCUGAUAAAGUGCCUAUUAUUGUGGCCACCAUCAGUUUUGGUAUGGGAGUGGACAAGGCCAACGUCAGGUUUGUAGUUCACUGGAAUCUGGCAAAGUCUCUGGCCAGCUACUAUCAGGAGUCUGGACGCGCUGGACGCGAUGGUCUGCCGUCGUCCUGCAGGAUUUACUACUCACCCAAAGACAGAGACCAGCUCAACUUCCUCAUCCGCAAAGAAAUCUCCCGCAAACAGGAGAAGCGAGGAUCAGAGAAAGAGCAGGAUAAAGCGCCCAUCCUGGACUUUGAGGCCAUGGUGGCUUUUUGUGAACAGGAAGGGUGCCGACAUGCCACCAUCUCAACGUUUUUUGGCAACGAGAAACCCAACUGUGCAGGAGCGUGUGAUUUCUGUCGUGACCCCAAACUGGUGCGUGCUCAGCUGGCCAGAGCAGCUGCCCUGAGCACCAGAACCAACCCAACACACAGCGCAGAGCCUAGAGGACCAUUCGGAUUCGAUCCUGAGCUGUACGCCGGAGGAAGAAAGGGUUACGGGUUCGAGAGGCAUGAUGAGGAGUAUGGCAGUGAGGAAGAUGACUCUGAGAAGAGGAAGAAACAGUUUGGAGAUCUCUUCAAGAAGCAGAUGAGCUUGAGAAAGGGAUCAGAUGCACCCAAAGAGACGUUUGUUCCUCCAGAUGCGGACUGUGUGUUGAAGGAUGCCAGCAGUCAGAGGAUCCCCAGACUCACAGUGAAGAGUCGAGAGCACUGUUUGUCUCUCCUGCAGGAGUGUCUGAGCAGCCACAGUGGAGACGCAGAGUUUUUACACCGCUCUGAGGCUCUUGAUCAGGCCGUGGACAUCGAACACGAGAUCUUCAAGAGCAGUAAAUCUGCAAACAUCUACAAAGCUGCUGUUCUCAAGAGAGUGUCAGAGAUGAAGAAGAGCACAUCUGUGAGCGUCACUGAGGAGAAACCGUGUGAAUCUGCAGAGGAGAAGCCGACCUGCUCCUCGUCUGCUCAACAUCUGGACGGCUUCACUUCAGCCUCUCAGAUAUACUCGCUGAAGAGGAAGCGUGUGGGAGCGGGAUUUCGAGGCUCGUCCAGCCUGUUUCAGCCAGCUGGAGAUCUCCUCAAGAGCUCCGACCAAACACCUGGAGACUCCACCUGCGAGGAAGAGAGCGGGAAAACACAGAAGGACAACAACAACACGUCUUCCAUCAAAGCCAAAAGCGGCAGCUCUUCCUCCCUAAACAGCCCAAGCAAAAAGCUCAGCAGGAAGCAGCAGAAACUGGCGGAAGCGGCCCGAGACACGCGCCUCAUCUCACUGUACUUCGGGAAAAAACAAGCUCAGAGGGAGAGUUCACCAGAGCCUGAGGAGACUGAAGAUGCGUGUGAGGAUCGCUCGGCUUCAGCUAAUGGCGUCCACACACUGAGCAGCUCGUCUGUAGAUGCAGAGAGAGCGGCUCAGGAGAGUCUCUGCGAGGUCACUGCACAUGCCGAGGAUUACGGAGAGAAUCAGCAGAGUGACGGCCAGCGGAAAUCCCCAAAACAAGCACAUGAGGACAGGUCUGAGGUCAGAGCUCCGUCUCCUCCAGUCAAACGCAGGCGUGUGCUGAAGGACACGAAGAGGGUGACCUUUGACCCGGUGGUGCAGGAGACGCAGGUGGAGGCUCUGAAUGGAGACGGUGCUGGGAUCUCGAGGAAGCCUGUGACGCUCAAAGAAGCUGCUGACAUAGUGGUGCGCUGCCUCGACCCCUUCUACAAACAAGGAAAGUUCGCCACUAAGGAUUUGUUCAAAUCGUUCGCCCGGUUCCUCUCCCAUCUCCUCACCGAGGGAAAAACACCAAAUCGAGGCCAAGUAAAGCUGGAAGCGAAACGGCUCAUCAAGCGCUUUUUCAGCAGGACGGUGCGCUGUGAGAGCGAAUCGGACUGGAUGUUACUAAAGACACAGGACAGAUAGUGGCCGGUGUGUGUGUUUGUGCGCUGUCAGAGAUGCUGCUUUUUAUCUCAGGUGUUCUCAUUGUGAGGCCUACGCAUACAUUGCACAUUCAUAUGAACUGCUGAAAUCCACUGCUCUUGAAGUCAACAGACCGCAGUCUCUGUUAUGUAGCAUUAGCAUUGUAAUGCACUUCGAGUCGGAUGAACUGUAUCGAAAAGUACAUUAAAGGACAACCGUGUGCAAAUGGAAAAUGGAGCCGUGCUGAAUAAUUGAUGGUGUAAUUGGUAAGUUUAUUUGUCUUUUGGUGGAACUGCACUUUUUCAGUGGCAAGUAUUUUUAUCAAUACACUUUAAAUAGGGGUUUCAAACUUGCCAUAUACUGCUUUGAUUCAAUAAGCUACAUUUCUCUUUGAUAUCUACAUAGUAGGCUUAGGUAAGCUCAAAACUUUUCCAAAAGCGGUUUAUAUGCGUUUUUAUUACUCCAUAAAAUACUCUUAGAAUCAGAAGGUCCUUAUUGACCUUAUUUGGAAGGGUCGUGAUUAUGAAUCUUAUAUAAACCACCAGACCAAAGUAACCUAUUUUUGCUCCUGAGCUGUCUUGAGGUCUAAUUAUAAUACACUGCUCGUUCAAAAAAAAAAAAUCACCUGGAUUUAACCAAGACAUUAUUUUUACACAUGGAUUGGCCACCAAAGCAUCCAGACUCUAACCCUAUUGAGAAUCUUUGGCAUGUGCUGGAGAAGACAUCGGUCUGACUGUUCUCAUCUUCAAUAAAGAUCUUGGCACAGAAAUAAUUGCAAAUGCGACAAGUAGUAAGUCAUCCGGGUACUUAUCAUCUACUGUUUUUCAAAUGCUAUGAAUUCGGACAUACUACUUGACUCGCAUACAGUUUUCAAUGUACUAUAUAGUAGGGAAGUAAGCACAGCUAUUUUACUAUCCCAUGAAGUCACAAUAAAAUAUUUUUGAAUGGAAGUAACUG
This is a messenger RNA of Danio rerio (zebrafish), 3837 nucleotides long. NCBI's taxonomy places the organism in Eukaryota, Metazoa, Chordata, Actinopteri, Cypriniformes, Danionidae. The record is from RefSeq and is a predicted model, not a curated record.